AUGACAGUUUUUAUUGCUUCACUAUUUCUCCCCAAGACGGUCCACUUCAGGCUUCCGGGCACACCGUCGAGAAGUGCACCGCCGCCGGCACUUGAUAAGGACAGGGCGAAGGGCGACGUUCCGGCCGGUGGGCUUAAGUCGCCAUCGCACGCGAAACAGCCCAGCCUCUUCAAGGACAUCACGCCCCCUGAGACUCCGAUCGAAGAACGCCCCGCCGCAGAAGACAUUUUUGCCAACGAGGAUGGCCUCGCCGUACCCCAGUUCCCCGCACCUACCGAUGCCGGAAAGCAGCGUGGCCCUGCAGACCGCGGAUCGCCAACAUGGGGCGCCCGUCGGGAUCAACCCAUGUCGCGGGCCAACUCCCCGCCCCCGUCAUCGCUCCUCAACCACAACAAGACCCUGGCGCUUAAAGCACGAGAGCUGGGUCGCAUGGGGGUCAAGCAGCCGCUGUCUCUGACCCGAAGCGAUAGCCACGAUCGGGUCUUUGCGCAAGCUGACUACACCAUAGUGAACGCAGACCAGGGCAAUGGCGGCCUCCGCAACGCCGCCGAGGCUGCUGCAAGGGAGGGCAAACUUGGUGAUCACACCUAUGUUGGCACUCUGGGAAUGCCAACGGACGCGCUCGACGGCACGCAGCAGAAGCAAGACAUUGAGGAUAGGCUUGCAACGGAACACGACUGCCUAGCUGUGUGGUGCUCGGAUAAGGACUUUGACGGCCACUACUCGCACUUUUGCAAGCAGAUCCUGUGGCCGGUGUUCCACUACCAGAUCCCCGACAACCCCAAGAGCAAGGCGUACGAGGAUCACUCGUGGAAGUACUACGUCAACGUGAACCAGGCUGUGGCUGACAAGAUUGUCAAGAACUGGAAGCGAGGAGACGUCAUUUGGGUCCAUGACUAUCAUUUGCUCCUGGUUCCCGGGAUGAUCCGCAAGAAGCUGCCAGAUGCCAAGAUUGGCUUCUUCCUGCACGUGGCUUUCCCCUCAUCGGAAGUCUUUCGCUGUCUGGCGGUACGUAGGGAACUGCUUGAGGGUAUGCUUGGCGCCAACCUCGUGGGCUUCCAAAUCCACGAGUACACUCGUCACUUCCUGCAGACUUGCAGCCGCAUCCUCUCAGCCGAAGCCACACCUGAUGGCCUGCAACUUGAAGACCGCUUUGUCGAUGUGAUCAACAUGCCCAUCGGCAUUGACCCCGUUGCAUUGAGCGAGCACCGCAAGGAACCCCAAGUUCUGGAAUGGGUGAACAAGUUGCGGAAACAAUACGAGGGCAAGCAUCUCAUUGUCGCACGUGACAAGCUGGACCAUGUGCGCGGCGUCAGGCAGAAGCUUCUCUCAUAUGAGCUGUUCCUCAACCAGAACCCCGAGUGGCGCGGCAAGACGAUGCUUAUUCAGGUGGCAUUAUCUACCAGCGAGAAAUCCGAGCUGGAUGCGACAGUUUCCGACAUUGUCACGCGUGUCAACUCGUCAUGGGCGAGCCUGACAUACCAGCCGGUCACUUACCUGAAGCAAGACAUAGGAUAUGCUCAGUACCUGGCACUACUCACCAUCGCAGACGCACUGAUGAUCACCAGCCAGCGUGAGGGCAUGAACCUGACCUCGCACGAGUUUUUGGCUUGCCAGGAUGGCAAGAACAGCAACGACAAGAAGCAUGGGUCGCUGAUCCUUUCCGAGUUCACUGGCACAUCCAGUCUCUUUGGCGGCAACGAGUUAAGCGUCAACCCGUGGGACUAUCGGGCCUGCGCAGACGCGAUCAAGAAGGCGCUGGAGAUGUCGGCCGAGGAGAAGGAGCGCAGGUGGACAAAGUUGUACCAGGCGGUUAGUCACCACACGGGUGCCCACUGGUUCACCGAGUUUAUGCUUCGGUUGGACCGUGUCCACGAGGAGCAGCACCGCCGCGACCAGACCUCGGUGCCCAGGUUGUCGGUUGCGUCGCUCUCGGCGCAGUAUAAGCGAAGCAGCAAGAGGCUGUUCAUCCUCGACUACGAGGGAACUUUGGUCAGCUGGGGGCCAGUCAACCAGAUCAUUCCCGUCAGCCCACAGCGCACCCUCGAUGUCCUCUCGGACCUCCUCCUCGACGAGCAAAACACCAUUUACGUCAUGUCGGGUCGCCGCCCCGAAGAGCUCGAUCGCCUUUUCCGUGCCCGUAUCCCUAACCUAGGCUUGAUCGCCGAGAAUGGCUGCCUCCUCCGCAAGUGUGGUGCCGAUUCGUGGACCGAGAUGGCGGAUGCAGGACAUAUCAAGAAUUGGAAGGAGUCGGUCAGGGGUAUUAUGACAUACUUCCUUGAGCGAACGCCCGGAGCCGAAGUCGAAGAGCGCCGAUGCAGCCUGGUCUUCCAUUACAAGAACGCCGAGGACUACGAGGCCGCCGCGAGACAGGCCAGCGACUGCGCGUCGCACAUCAACGACGCCUGCGAGUCGCAGCGGGUCCACGCUGUCGCUCUCGACGGAUGCGUCGUCGUCGAGCCGGUCGACUGGACCAAGGGGACGGCGGCAGAGAAGAUCUUUGACGACCUGCGAAGCGGUGACCUCUCGCCCGACUUUUUGAUGGUCGUGGGUGACGGACGUGAAGACGAGAAGGUCUUCAAGUGGGCCAACCAGCUCGGCGAGGAAGGCACCGUGAAAGACGUAGUCACCGUCAGCCUUGGAAGCCGUAACACAGAGGCAAGAGCUACAUUGACUCAAGGUGUCAGCGGCGUCCUCACUGCGCUUCAGAAGCUGGCUGCGCUCUCGUGA
This is a messenger RNA of Pyricularia oryzae 70-15, 2730 nucleotides long. RefSeq lists its product as uncharacterized. The record is from RefSeq and is a predicted model, not a curated record. The transcript is spliced from 4 exons. Lineage: Eukaryota; Fungi; Ascomycota; Sordariomycetes; Magnaporthales; Pyriculariaceae. Gene Ontology annotation, molecular function: catalytic activity. Gene Ontology annotation, biological process: trehalose biosynthetic process. Gene Ontology annotation, cellular component: cytosol; alpha,alpha-trehalose-phosphate synthase complex (UDP-forming). The coding region runs from base 1 to 2730 and encodes 909 amino acids.